This is a messenger RNA of Aspergillus clavatus NRRL 1, 2391 nucleotides long. RefSeq names its product heat shock factor family protein. The record is from RefSeq and is a predicted model, not a curated record. Lineage: Eukaryota; Fungi; Ascomycota; Eurotiomycetes; Eurotiales; Aspergillaceae. Gene Ontology annotation, molecular function: sequence-specific DNA binding; DNA-binding transcription factor activity. The transcript has 2 exons. Gene Ontology annotation, biological process: regulation of DNA-templated transcription. Bases 1 to 2391 code for a protein of 796 amino acids.
AUGAGUCCUCAAGGCGUAACCCGCAAAAGACCUGCUCCUGGCACACCCCCUCUCGUCCAUCCGCAGAUAGGCCCAGCGUCCAACUAUCCUGCGCCGAACCCCGGCACCCAGCUCUCGAAUGAUCAGUUCUUACAAUGGGGCCAGAAUCCUCCCACGGUCAUGACACCUCCCUACACUGAUGUCGGCUCCUACAACCUGCCGGCCUACUCGACAAAUCAAGAAAUCCAGGGAAGUGCGCCCGCUGCAUCAACCCAGAUCGCUCGUAGACAGCUGCCGAAUCAACUCGUCAAUAGAGGUCGGGGAUAUGAACAGACGACGGCGAACUACCCUGAACAUGGAGUUACUGGAGGAGAAGCAGGAGCAUGGGGGGAAAGUCUCGACGAGCUGUAUCGGCGCGCAAUGGUUGCGAAGAGGGAGGCGCAGGCCAAACGAAAACAGAUCCCGCCCUUUGUACAAAAGCUGAGCAGUUUCCUGGACGAGUCAAAGAAUACAGAUCUCAUACGAUGGUCUGACGAUGGGAAUUCUUUCAUCGUGCUUGACGAAGACGAAUUUGCCAAAACAUUGAUACCGGAACUCUUCAAGCAUAACAAUUACGCUUCGUUUGUUCGCCAACUGAACAUGUACGGAUUCCAUAAGAAGGUGGGGCUCUCCGACAAUUCAAUGCGAGCCAGUGAGAGAAAAAACAAGAGCCCCAGCGAAUACGCAAAUCCCUAUUUCAAGCGCGGCCACCCGGAUCUGCUCUGGUUGAUCCAGAAGCCCAAGAACACGGCAGGCCAAGGGAGCAAGACCGGGAAAGGGAAUGUGCGGGUCAAAACCGAGGAGGUGGAUGACAACGAGGGGGAUGAAUAUGGUGAAGAUGGUGCGUCCCGGGAUGACCGUAACCGCAGUCGCCAACUUUCUCUAGUACCCGGGAGUCUGAUGCCCAAGGAUCAACUUGCCGGUGUCUAUCGCGAGUUGCAAGCCAUUCGUCAGCAGCAGCAGAUCAUCUCCAACACCAUCAGCAAGUUAAGGCGAGAGCAUGAGCAGCUGUACGCGCAGGCGGCCAAUUUCCAGGAACAGCAUAACCGCCAUGAAAACUCCAUCAAUGCCAUCCUGACUUUCUUGGCGACGGUAUACAAUCGCAGUCUCCAGGGCUCCGACGGCACGCAGAACCUUGCCAAUUCGUUUGCUGGCGUCAUCUCUCAGGAUCAAGGUAACGUCGUCGAUAUGGGGGAUAACUUCCCGCUGAGCGCGCUAGGUGCUGCCAACAUGAAUAGUCCUAGCACACAACGGACACUAAAGAAGCAGCCGUUGCUGCUGAAGGCGCCCCCCGUGCCGGAACGCCAUGGCCGCGCGACCACGUUGUCCCCCGCAGCCAGUUCCUACGACCGCUCACAGUCUCGCAAUCACAGCCGACAACCCAGUGUUGCCCAGCCUGGCCAUGUCGAAGAGGUCUUCGAGACCAGUCCUCGACCCAAGGGCACACCGCCAUCGCAAACCCAGCAACACCCACAGCGGGAUAUCAUGUCUGCGAUCCAUAAUUCCAAUGCGCAGAAUGGUAUCCCGACGACAUUUGCCGAUUUCCCCAAUGUGCUCUCCUCUCUUGAGACGUCUGGUGGUAAUUCUCCGCUCACCCCUAAUCAGCGCGCCGAUAUGCUCCGGCUCAUGGCCAACGAGACUCAUAACGACGCAAAUAUUCCCGUUCCGACGAACAGCGCUCUAAUCACCCCGACCCCUCCACCCAUGCCGCUUAAUUAUUCCGGCCGCCUUGCAAAUACCCGCGCCGAGAUAGAUAACCUCAUGAAGAUGCAAGCCGAACAAGAUCGCUCUGUGCAAAACUUGACCAACCUUCUGCAGCCUUUGAGUCCCAACGGAUCCAUUCCCGGCAUUGCAUCGGAAAAUGGAGGCGUGCCCCCUCCCCCACUUGACCUUGACGCAUUAUUCAAUAACGACUACUUCACCGAUAUUGGAGACCUUGAGCACAAUAAGAACAACCUAAACUUCGGUGACUCGACCAGCUCAGUUCCACCGGCCGUCCCAGCUGAGCCUCCCGUUCCCACCGGUGUGGACGACCUGAAAGAUGGAAGUGAUUUGUUCGACUUUGACCAAAUCCCUGCGGAAGCAGAUCUCUUUGAUCCCCCAGCCGCGCCUGACCAGACUACCGGAUUCUUCCAUGGCUACGACGGUACUGGCUACAGUCCCAUUGGCGGUGCAAGCCCGCAGCUGCCGAUCGGCAACAAGAAUCACAAUAUGGACUCCGGCCGGAUUGUCGAAACGAUCACUGACAGUGAGGCAACCAGUCCUAGCGGCACUGUGGACGAAGCCCCCCAAUACAAUGGUGCGAGCGGGGCUAGUGAUUCUCAGGGAGGUAAGGGAUAUGGCGGCAAUGCAAAGCGACGCAGGAAAGCUUGA